Suillus discolor is the source of this 2133-nucleotide messenger RNA. RefSeq lists its product as uncharacterized. Bases 1 to 2133 code for a protein of 710 amino acids. The transcript has 7 exons. The record is from RefSeq and is a predicted model, not a curated record. NCBI's taxonomy places the organism in Eukaryota, Fungi, Basidiomycota, Agaricomycetes, Boletales, Suillaceae.
AUGGACAAAUGGUAUGAGUCUUUCGAGGGAAUACUAGCUAUCCACCAGGACAAGUUUGUUACUGCUUCGGCACCAACACGUCAAAGUAUUUUGAAGACAAUACGCGAUCAGAUUGUCACAAAACAUAAGUCACUGGAGGAUCCUGCUGCCUUGCCGAAGCCUUUAAGAAAGGCCAUUAGGCGCUACUAUCUCCAGUUCUUAACCGAUGAGGAUGAUAUUCAAGCUGAAGGAGAGUUCCUGGAAGAUGAACAGGACAAUGAAGCACUUGGUGUAUCCCCUGAGGAGAGGGAGAUGGCAGCUCGUCCAAAGGAUGCCGCAUUUUACAUGAAGGAAAUUACUGACUGGGAUGUCGCACAGAAGUUGUUCAAGCAGGAAAUCAACGACUAUGACAAGGAGGAGCAAUCAAAGUCGGGGGGAAAACAUUCGAUCAAAUUCCAUACAGGACACACGAGGGACUGGUUUAACAAUAUGACUCCUGCGCAACGCGAGGAGGUAGAGGACACGAAGGAAAAGUGGAAUAGGGAAGGCGCACCAGCAGAAGCGCAGGCAAUGUAUCGGAAGAGGAACCUCAAAAGAGUCCUGGACGAUUUUACAGAACAAAUUCGUCGUACUAUGGGGUGUCAGGUUGUGAUGCUAGUCAGUCACAAAAAAAAAUCUGAUCAGACUCUAAGUGUUGUCGUCCAUGAGUCUAAGCCCUUGAAUGGCAAAAAAGUGUUCACACAAAGUUCUCGCGGCAACAAAGAAUGGACAUCUGAUGGUUUUACAAAAUUUGCGGAGUGGUCCAAGUCGGAAUUCUACCCUGAGGACUCUGAUGGAGUGUCAGACAAUGAGGACGAUGAGGACGAUACCAAGGAUAAGUUGCCUGAACUUGUCUUAGACAAGACAGGCUAUGCAAAGCUUCCUUCACGCGCUGCUUUGAUGGGACUUAAGGUUGGUUGGGUAGAAGUUUUCACUGACAGUACCAAGCCAGUACCUUGGCGUGAGGUUGUGGCUAAGCCAAGUUUGUACUUGGACCUGGAGUGCCUCCCCAAGGGUUUCUUGUUGAGGGAUCCCUCUCAUUUGAGGGCUGACGACAUCACCAAGCUGUGGGACCAUUGGGAAGUCAGACGGGCAGCCAAGCAAAGAUUGAUUAUUUUCCUUGCAGGCAAGCUUGCUAAUAUGAGCAAAGAGAGCCUGCAGAAUGCAGUUCCCUAUAAGGGGGACAAAAAGGUAUAUGUGGAAAUCAGUCAAGAAAACGAGGACGAUACCUCAGCCAAGCCACCUACGACACGUACCGAAGGGCCGGCCGGGACCAAGGCUGCCUCCAGCGCCCUAGCCAGCACACACCUUGCACCAUGUACCAUCAGCCCAGCUGAUGAUGACUCUUCAGAAGAUGACUUAGCCACAACAUCCUUUGCAGGACAUACAACAGGGCCGGCUGGUGGGCCAUCUGGCGCUCAAGAAGGAGCACCCGCAGCAGUUCCAAUGAAGGAUCGCGUGCAGUUCUUGAAGUCCCUGAGCAAUAAUGAUAAAUACCUGCUGUUGGUUGAAGGGGUCAGAGACUUGGAGAAGGGACCAAGCUCUGAGGAGCAAAGGGACUGGCCUACCUGGGCAACAUGGUCUUGGGAAGAAUCGUACCUUCCCAAUGCUGUACACUCUGAAGAUGGUGUUGUAGAAAUUUUUUUGGACAUGAUCGCAUCUGCCAAGAUCACCAGCUUGCCCUCAGGAAUGCGCGUCACUUUGGGUCUCGGCUUACUGCUCAGGGAAUGUAAACGUGCUAUUGAGUAUGAGGUGGACGAAGCCCCUCACAACACCCCCACUUACCUUGGUGCCUCGACCUUAGAUAUCAAGAUCCUCAGCCUUGUUGAAGAUUUGGUCGAUACUGUCAGAGGUAGGAUGCUUCCAACGCUCAAGGGAAGGGAGGGUCAGCAAUGUGCUGCAGGAGAGCAGGAGGAGAAGGAAAGGGAUCACGAGUUGGAGGUCAGGCAGCACCUGGAGGAAGAGUUGAGGAUGUUGGAGGAGGCGAAAUCGAGGAAUAAGAGGUUAAAGGAUGAUAUGCAGAAGCUGCAGGAGGAAACGAAGAAGCUCGUGGAGGAAAAUGAGUCCCUGGAGAGACAGAGAGUGGAACUCUUAUCCUUGUGCCAUUGCCUUUGA